Molecule: messenger RNA, 555 nt
Organism: Monoraphidium neglectum
Lineage: Eukaryota; Viridiplantae; Chlorophyta; Chlorophyceae; Sphaeropleales; Selenastraceae
Exons: 7
Coding region: 1-555 (184 amino acids)
Biological process (GO): transmembrane transport
Cellular component (GO): membrane
Molecular function (GO): carbohydrate transmembrane transporter activity
Source: RefSeq, a predicted model, not a curated record
AUGAUAUGCGUGCCCUCCGGCAUUCUGCUGCUGGGGUCCCUGCUGAUGACUGACUCCCCGAAUUCACUCGUCACCCGCGGCAAGCGGGACGCGGCGCGCAAGUCGCUGCGGCGGCUGAGGGGGGUGGAUGACGUGGACGCUGAGUUGGAGGACCUGGUCAGGGCCGCUGCGUCCGCAGGCGUUGUCAACACGCGCGCCGCGUGGCGCCUGCUGGCGUCCGAGCGCAAGUACUGGCCGAGCGUGAUCGUGGCGUUCAUGGGGGUCACGUUCAAUUGGUGGUCCGGCAACGCGGCCGCAACAUUCUGCCUGUGCCUCCUGGACCGCUUCAAGCGCCGCACCCUGCUGUUCUGGUCAGCGGCGCUGCAGGCCUCAGCCCAGGCCGUGGCCGCCGCGCUGUUCGCGGUCUACCUGGUCGACGCACCAGACGCGGUGGUGCCCGCCGGCGCCGGCAAGGGCAUCCUGGGCAUGAUCAUCAUCUAUGAGCUGGCGUUCAUGGCGGGGCAGAACACGACGGUCACCGCCAUCAUGGGAGCGGCCGCGGCCGCGGCCCUGUGA